Molecule: messenger RNA, 2753 nt
Organism: Gadus morhua (Atlantic cod)
Lineage: Eukaryota; Metazoa; Chordata; Actinopteri; Gadiformes; Gadidae
Product: E3 ubiquitin-protein ligase Midline-1
Exons: 2
Coding region: 1-2583 (860 amino acids)
Molecular function (GO): DNA binding; protein binding; zinc ion binding
Source: RefSeq, a predicted model, not a curated record
AUGGCGCAGCAAAACCCUCCGCUGGACCGGAACAGAUACAGCUGUUCAAUCUGUCUGGAUCUGCUGUGUAAUCCAGGGACCCUCACUUGUGGCCACAGCUUCUGUUUGGACUGUAUCACAAAAAACUGGGACAAUCAGGCUGAGAGGGGAGUCUACAGCUGUCCCCAGUGCAGACAGACCUUCGAAAGAAGACCAGCUCUGGUAAAGAACACCGUUCUAGCUGAUGUCAUGGAGGAUCUCAAGAGAACACGACUGCGAGACGCUCCCCCUGACCACUGCUAUGCUGGACUUGAAGACGUGGGCUGUGAUGUCUGUAAGGGGAGGAAGAUGAAGGCCAUCAAGACCUGUCUGGUGUGUCAGGUUACUUACUGUGAGGAUCACCUCCAGAGUCACUAUGAAGUUCCAGGGUUGAAGAGACACAAGCUGGUGGAACCAGCAGCCGACCUUCAGGACAACAUCUGCCCCCGUCACAACAAGCUCAUGAAGAUUUUCUGCCGUCAGGAUCGACAAGCUAUCUGUCAUUUGUGUUCCCUUGAUGAACACAGAAGACACGACACAGUUUCAGCCGAUGCCGAGAGGAAUGAACGUCAGAAGGAGCUCAGCGGGCAUCAGAGAGCUACACGGGCGAGAGUCAAGGAAGUUGAACAAGAACUUGAGGCUCUUCCACUGGAGAUGGACUCCAUCAUCCGGUCUGCUGAUGAAGCAGUGAAACGUGCUGAUGAGAUCUUUGCUGACUUUAUUCGUUCCGUUGAGAGACGAUGGUCUCAGAUAACAGAAGAGACCAGGACCGAGCAGGAAGCUGGACUGAAGUGGGUCCGGGACCUGAGGAAGAGCCUGGAGCAGGAGCUGGUCCAGAUGAAGGGGAGUGGAGAUGACCUGGAACGUCUCUCCCAGACACAGAGUCACGUCACCUUUCUACAGAAAUAUCCCAGGAACUAUUCUAUCAGGAGGUCCACAGCCCGACCCACCAGAGACGUCCAAAAGGAAUGUGAAGUAGAUGAGCAGGAAAAUCAGGGGACUCACAACUUUAACAGUCAGAGUUUAGCUGCUGUUGGUAGCGAAAUGGCGCAGCAAAACUCUCUGCUGGACCAGGACAGAUACUGCUGUUCAAUCUGUCUGGAGCAGCUGUGUAAUCCAGGGACUCUCACUUGUGGCCACAGCUACUGUUUGGACUGUAUCAGACAACACUGGGACAAUCAGGCUUUGAGGGGAGUCUACAGCUGUCCCCAGUGCAGACAGACAUUCGAAAGAAGACCAGCUCUGGUAAAGAACACCAUUCUAGCCGAUGUCAUGGAGGAUCUCAAGAGAACACGACUGCGAGACACUCCCCCUGACCACUGCUAUGCUGGACCUGAAGACGUGGGCUGUGAUGUCUGUACGGGGAGGAAGAUGAAGGCCAUCAAGACUUGUCUGGUUUGUCUGGUUUCUUACUGUGAGGAUCACCUCCAGAGUCACUAUCUAGUCGCUGGGUUGAAGAGACACAAGCUGGUGGAACCUACAGCAGACCUUCAGAACAACAUCUGCCCCCGUCACAACGAGGUCAUGAAUGUUUUCUGCCGUCAGGAUCAACAAGCUAUCUGUCAUUUGUGUUCCAUUGAAGAACACAGAAGCCACGACACAGUUUCAGCCGAAGCUGAAAGAAAUGAACGUCAGAAGGAGCUCAGCGGGCAUCAGAGAGCUACACGGGCAAGAGUCAAGGAGGUUGAACAAGACCUUGAGGUUCUUCAACAGGAGAUGGACUCCAUCAACCUGUCUGCUGAUGAAGCAGUGAAACGUGCUGAUGAGAUCUCUGCUGAUCAUAUCCGUUCCAUUGAGAGACGAAGGUCUGAAGUCAUAGAAGAGACCAGGACCGAGCAGAAAGCUGGACUGAAGCGGAUCCAGGACCUGAGGAAGAGCCUGGAGCAGGAGCUGGUCCAGAUGAAGAGGAGUGGAGAUGACCUGGAUCGUCUCUCCCAGACACAGAGUCACGUCACCUUUCUACAGAAAUACCCCUGGAACAAUUCUAUCAGGAGGUCCACACGCCGACCCACCAAAGAGGCUCCGGUGGAAGUGUUACUCCCAGAACAGCCGCACACCAGAGCACAAUUCUUAACAUAUUCAUGUGAAAUGGGCAUCGACCCAAGCACAACUCGCCUGCUUCUGACUCGGAGUAACAGAGGAGUGUUUAAACAAGUUGGGACAGCAGGGGGGUGUCGGAGUAAAGAGAUUCUGACUGGACGGCAUUACUGGGAGGUGAAGUGGAGAGCAGGGUUUGUCGCCAUCACUGUGGGAUACAAAGACAGCUCAUGGAUUCAUCAAGGGUUUGGAAAAGACAGCCAAUCUUGGGCUCUGAUUAUUCGGCUGGAUGCUGUUCAAUUUCAACAUAACGGAAUCACCACUCUUAUCCCAGGCCCUCCUCCCUCCAGAGUGGGGGUGUACCUGGACUACAGGGCCGGUACUCUCUGUUUCUACAGCAUCUCUGACACCAUGACUCUGCUCCAAGGGGUCCAGACCACAUUCACACAGCCCCUCUACGCUGGACUUCGGCUGGAUGGACUAACAGCUGAAGGCACUGCAGAGUUCUGCUAUCCUCUGCACACAUGAUGCAGCGUUAUAAACAUAGUGUUACCCUCUACAGCUAUAGGUUAACAGAUGAUGCAGUGUUGUAAACAAAGUGUUACCCUCAACAGCUAUAGGUUAAGAGUAGGGCUGUCAGUUAAACGCGUUAUUAACGGCGUUAACGCAAACCAAAUUUAACGGCGUUAAAUUUUUUA